Molecule: messenger RNA, 751 nt
Organism: Pogona vitticeps (central bearded dragon)
Lineage: Eukaryota; Metazoa; Chordata; Lepidosauria; Squamata; Agamidae
Source: RefSeq, a predicted model, not a curated record
GCCCUGGGCGAGACAGGUGACUUGUACCUGUGGGGAUGGAAUGAGUCUGGACAGCUUGCUUUGCCUUCCAAAACCUUGUCUGAGGAUCAAGCAGCCACCAGGACAGCAGAGGCUAGCAGAGGUGACUCAGAACAGAAUUUGGACCAGCAGGAAGUGGUGCAAGAUAUCCACCAAGCCACCUUCAUUUCCAUCCAAGCUUUCCCUGCUUUGGUAGAGAUGCCUCAUGGGGAAGAAAUCAGCAAGAUCAGCUGUGGAUCACGACAUACUGCUGCGGUGACAUGCACUGGACAUCUUUACACCUGGGGAUGGGGUAAAUAUGGGCAACUGGGACACCAAGAAACAGCCAGCUCUGAUGAGCCAAGGAGGGUUUGCUACUUUGUGGACCGAAACCUUUGUAUAGUUGAUGUGGUAUGCGGACCAUGGACCACCUAUACACUGGCUGUGGACCGAUAACAGCUGGAAUGACAGCAAAACCAUGUCUUUGAUAACAUCUUCCUUAGCAGCGCGAACUACCUUCAACUUUGCUCAAGAGUGCUACAAGGCCUUCCCGUACAUCAGGUUUUAUAUUUUGCUUGCAGCUGCUUCUUCACCCUUGCACUGGAGCACUGCAGCCAUUGCAUCAAUGGGAAGAAAGCAGUGUUUAAUCACCAUUCACACAACCACUGCAGAAUCAUAAUAUAUAUUUUGGUCUGAUGAACACAGAAUCUUAGUAUACUCAUAUACAGCAUUAAAUUGCACAAGACAGACAAAA